Messenger RNA from Lepisosteus oculatus (spotted gar), 1095 nucleotides. The record is from RefSeq and is a predicted model, not a curated record. NCBI's taxonomy places the organism in Eukaryota, Metazoa, Chordata, Actinopteri, Semionotiformes, Lepisosteidae.
AGGAAUAGGGAGUUGCCUUUAGGAAGUUCUUUCACUUUCACUUUUUUACUUUAUUUUAACCUAUCCUAUUUAUAGGUGGAAAAACUCUAAUUCCAGUUAUAACAAUGAUUAUGAAAUACCUAUUAAUCACCAUAAUUGCUUUCUCCAAUGCCAAAGCAGAGAUAAAAUUUGGUUUAUUAAAUGGAAUAAUAGAAUUGACUGCAGAAAACCACAUUUUUGAUGAAAUCCUUUGGAAAUACCAAGAUGAUAAGAUUGUAGAGUAUGAAAAAAAAGGAAAACCAAGAUACUAUGGGGAAUACGCAGAGAGGACGAGUCUGUACCAGGAAAAUGGAACGCUCAUAAUCAAGAAACUCAGAUAUCAGGACAGUGGACACUACAAGGCAGAAUUGCUGACAGGUGCCAAGCUAAAUGAGCUUAUAUAUAAUGUGCAAGUUAUAGGGCCUGUAACACAAGCAAGUGUAACUUGUAAUGCCAGUGAUACCACUGCAAUUCUUCAAUGUACUGGAGAAACAAGCCCUUACACUGAAUACAGAUGGGAAGGAUCUAAAAUGCAGCUGCUUUCUCCAAGAAUGCUGUUGAUCAACACUGAGGACUGCCAGGACACAGAGUACAUUUGCAUUGUCAGUAAUCCUUUGAGUGAGAAGAGAAGUGAGCCAUUUCCUGCCAAAAAGUGCUUCAAACAAUGCUCAUCUAAUGCUGCAAUGAUUGCCGGUGGAAUUGUUGGCAUGCUUCUAAUUUCUUUAGUUUUUGGGAUAUUUGGUUUCUUAUUAUGUAAGAUACUUAAAAAAGGACGCCCCAGAUAUCAGAAUGUCUUAACAAGAGAAAUAACUGAGAUACCAAAUAAUCUGGAAGAGAGUACAAUCAUCAUACAGGGAGACCAGGAAGAGAAGACAGUGGAGAAUGUACAUUAUGAGAAAGGUAACAGAGUAGGUGUGCAGUAGGUCUGCUUUGCCAUUGCAGAGAUAGUAAAUAAUAUCAAAACACGAUACGAUUCUAAGGAUACAAAAUCAUUCUAGUCUCCAAAGUAAAGCAGUGCUUUCAAAAAGAAACAUUAAAGGCUGAUGAUUUGUUUUUGAAGUUAUAAUGACUAUAAUG